UUUGUCCUUCUCGGGUGCCGUAGUCGACUCGCCGCUCUCUCUCUGGAUGAUAAAGAUGGCAGAAGCUCCUCCAUGGCCCAGCCGGUUUUUCUGUCACAGAUGCUCCGCGGAGAUCAGUCCUCGGCUUCCCGAUUAUACAUGUCCAAGAUGUGACUCCGGUUUUAUUGAGGAGCUUCUUGAGGAGAGAAGUGCUGACAAUGGCUCCAUAUCUACCAUCUCCAGCGGGCCCCAGAACCAGCAACCAUUUGAGAAUCCAGAGCAGCACUUGUUUACAUUCUCUUCUGGUAAUGGCCAGUUUGCCCUGGGUGUCUUUGGUAACAGUUUUGACUUGGGAGCAGGGCUGGGAACUGAAGACAACCAAGAUGCUGAAAAUCGCAGAGAAAGGGAAACAGCAGCACGGCACAGAUAUGGUGCUAGACAACAGAGACGUCGGCACAGUUCGAUGCGACCACCAGGGUGGCAAGAGGAUGUCCCCACACUAGAGGGAAUUAUCCAGCAAUUGGUCAAUGGAAUAAUUGCACCUACUGCUAUGCCAAAUUUAGGUGUGGGGCCAUGGGGUGUUCUUCACUCAAAUCCUAUGGAUUAUGCCUGGGGAGCUAAUGGUUUGGAUGCAAUUAUAACACAGUUAUUAAAUCAAUUUGAAAACACAGGGCCACCACCAGCAGAUAGAGAUAAAAUAAAAAGUCUUCCUACAGUUCAAAUUACACACGAGCAUGUUGCCUCAGGAUUAGAAUGUCCAGUAUGUAAAGAAGAUUAUGGUGUGGGAGAAAAUGUGAGGCAGCUCCCUUGCAAUCACAUGUUCCACAAUGACUGCAUAGUACCCUGGCUGGAACAGCAUGAUACAUGCCCAGUGUGUAGGAAAAGCCUAAGUGGGCAGAAUACGGCCACAAACCCUCCAGAAUUAUCAGGGAUGAACUUUAACUCCUCCUCUUCUUCAGACUCCUCUUCAUCAUCAUCUUCAUCAUCCUCUACCCCACAGUCCUCAAGUUCAACCAGUAAUGACAGCUCCACUGAUAACUCUUAAUAAAGACACUGGCACUUUCA
This is a messenger RNA of Periophthalmus magnuspinnatus, 1044 nucleotides long. Its product is annotated as E3 ubiquitin-protein ligase RNF126-like. Bases 47 to 1024 code for a protein of 325 amino acids. The transcript is spliced from 9 exons. Gene Ontology annotation, biological process: protein ubiquitination. NCBI's taxonomy places the organism in Eukaryota, Metazoa, Chordata, Actinopteri, Gobiiformes, Gobiidae. Gene Ontology annotation, cellular component: cytoplasm. The record is from RefSeq and is a predicted model, not a curated record. Gene Ontology annotation, molecular function: ubiquitin protein ligase activity.